AAAGCGGAUCUCAGUGAGGGAGUGGGAGCAGUUCUCCGCACCGCACAUGUGCAUCACCAGGCAAAGGCACCUUUAAGAUCUCGUUUCUCGCAACAGUAACUGCAACACGACUGUCUUCGAUGGAGGGGAUUAUUUUUUUUUUUAGCAUUUUGUGAAUAAGCCGAGGGGAUACAAAGUUAAGCCGUUCACACUUUUGUGGUUCCGAUAAAUCAGCACUUUCUUUAUUUAUUGCCUCAAAGCGGCCGUCACAGCUCGUCGAAAGCGUGAGAGAAAAUGAUGAACAACAGAGAUCGCUGGAGGGUGUACAAGAAGGUCAGUGUCAUGUUUUUGCUGGCUGUGUUGGCGCUGACUGUUGUCCAGAGAGGGAGCAUCAACAUGGGAACUGCCUUCGAAAUCGAGAGGCAGGCUCGCAUGGAUACCUCUGAGGGAGCGGAGCUGGGAGAGAAAAGUGACUCAUAUUUGGGGCUAAAAGGCUUCUGGAAAGCCAGUAAACACCAGCCACAGCCCAAAACCCGGGCCACCACACAGGGGCCCAGAAUCACUGAAAACAGCAGCCCCAGAACCUGGGAUGUAACUAGCUCCAACUGUAGCGCCAACCUCAACCUCACUAGCCAGGACUGGUUCAAGAGCCUGGAGGACACUUUCAAGCAGUUCAUGCUUUAUCGACACUGCCGCUACUUCCCCAUGCUCCUCAACCACCCAGAGAGGUGCACAGGGGACAUAUAUUUACUCAUGGUAAUUAAAUCAGUUGCCACCCAGCACGACCGCAGGGAGGUGAUCCGAAAAACCUGGGGCAAAGAGCAGGUGUUGGAUGGCAAGAGGAUAAAGACCCUCUUCCUUCUUGGUAAACCCUCCAAUGAGGUGGAGAGAGCGAACCACCAGAAGCUUGUGGAGUACGAGGACUACAUCUAUGGGGAUAUCCUCCAGUGGGAUUUUUUGGAUAGCUUCUUCAACCUCACACUUAAAGAGACUCACUUCCUCAAGUGGUUCCACAUUUACUGUCCCAGUGUGCGCUAUGUAUUUAAGGGGGAUGAUGAUGUGUUUGUCAGCGUGGAGAACAUCUUUGAGUUCCUGGAAAGCAGCAACCAUGACAAGAAUCUGUUUGUUGGGGAUGUGAUUUUCAAGGCUAAGCCCAUUCGUAAAAAAGAAAACAAAUACUACAUACCCCAGGCUCUGUAUAACAAGACCCUAUACCCUCCAUAUGCAGGCGGAGGUGGUUUUCUGAUGGAUGGGACCUUAGCGAGGAGGCUUCACUGGAUCUCAGACACCGUGGAGCUCUACCCGAUCGAUGACGUCUUCUUGGGCAUGUGUCUGGAGGUGCUUCAGGUCACUCCUAUAAAACAUAAUGCCUUUAAGACGUUUGGCUUGGUGAAAAAUAAGAACAGUAAGUUGAACCGAGAACCUUGUUUCUUUAAGAGCAUGAUUGUGGUGCACAAGCUGCUCCCAUCGGACCUCAUGCAUAUGUGGAAUCUGGUUAACAGCGACCUAGUCUGCGCACAGAAAGUAGAGAUCCUAUAGCUUCACGAAAACACCAGGUAAGGACAGCACCAUCAAGCUGAGCUAAACCUUGGUGGAUACCAAUAGGAAGUACAAUACAAUGCUUGAGAGCUGAAGGCAAACUUCCCAGUAAACUCUCCUUUAUGUGGAGAGGCUGCUGCACCAAUGGGCACACUAAGGAGGACAUUUAUUUGCUCUACAAUUACAGACUUUGUAUUCAUUCCAUUGAAUAAUAAUUUGUUGUGGACCAUGCUGCAAAAUAUUUAAAUUUCUUCCUCUCCUAUGCGGCCAACACCCAUUCUUCCUCUUCUGCUUUGAAAUGGUGGAGGUUUUUCAUUGGCCAGGAGCAAUACUGCAGUGAGCUGUCACGAAAACACCAAUGACAGCAAAUCCAUUAAUGUGAAUACGGUUUAAAAAUUUUUGGUAAAAAACUUCUUGAGCGGAGAAGUGGUAAACAAAACCACGAAAAUGUUGUAACUGCUGUAGCAUACUGUGUGUUCGGAUCAGCCAAAGGGAAAUAAUGUUUGGAUUAGUCUUUACGUGAAAUUAUAAGGGCAGUUAGUAUUGUGUUCAAAAGCCAUUGCACAUGUGGCCGUUACGCUAGCAUUUUGGGUUUGUAAUAAGUGUUACACAUUUCUUGGUGUUACAGGUAUGGUAUGCUGCAGAGUUGUCAAAUGGUUUCAAGUAAGAGAAAGAAACAACUCUCUCUACCUCAGUAAUUUGGUCAAGAAACUUUUAAUUCCAUCAUUUGUCACAUUUUUUACUUAAAUGUAACCAUGACACCAUUAUCUGCAUAUACAGUACACACACACACACCUUAAAGAACUAUUUGAAUCGUUUUUUGUAUCAUAGAGGUCCUUGCACUCAUUUAUAUGGAAUGUGACUGACUUGAUCUGGACUUCCACUACUCCUAUACUACUGGAAACCUUUUUAAAAUGUCUAAACUUGAUACAUGUAUGCUGUCUGUGGAUUUGAAUGCGCUGAUAUACUUGACAUGAAUUCGGUAGAGGGUUUACAUUGACACUGUGAACUAAAACUAUUGCUGGUACGUGCGUAUGACAUGUUAAUUUAAUUGUCCCCCAGUAAGGGGGGGGGGCAAAUGUGGAGUUCUUUUAUUUAAUUUAAAGCAAGAGAUGAGCAUAGUAAUGUAAUGUUCAAUGAUCAUAAAGCUGAACGUUGCGGGUGUAGUAGGUGAUGAUUAUGUCUGGAUGAUGUAAAUAUAUGUUUUUAAAAAAUGUACAUAGAUUGUCAUCUGUAAAUAAACAUAUUGACAAUA
Messenger RNA from Lates calcarifer (barramundi perch), 2773 nucleotides. It is a transcript of the gene b3gnt7, whose product is annotated as UDP-GlcNAc:betaGal beta-1,3-N-acetylglucosaminyltransferase 7. Gene Ontology annotation, molecular function: hexosyltransferase activity. The coding region runs from base 274 to 1518 and encodes 414 amino acids. The record is from RefSeq and is a predicted model, not a curated record. Gene Ontology annotation, cellular component: membrane. The transcript is spliced from 2 exons. NCBI's taxonomy places the organism in Eukaryota, Metazoa, Chordata, Actinopteri, Centropomidae.